Molecule: messenger RNA, 5996 nt
Organism: Rana temporaria (common frog)
Lineage: Eukaryota; Metazoa; Chordata; Amphibia; Anura; Ranidae
Gene: COL2A1
Product: collagen type II alpha 1 chain
Exons: 54
Coding region: 203-4678 (1491 amino acids)
Molecular function (GO): extracellular matrix structural constituent; protein binding
Source: RefSeq, a predicted model, not a curated record
CGACUAUAACUUCAGUACCUUGGCCCAGAGCAGUUAGUACCUAAGUUCUGCUGGGGCCUGGUACUGGAUUCUCCCUCUUUUCCCAAGAAGUCGGCUGCAUGAAGAGAAGAUAACUUUAUUUUUGGGGACAGCCAACCUCCUCUCCACCCCUCCUCUUCUUCAUUUUCUUCCCACAAAGGUUCUGCAUGUCUAACAUUUAGACAUGUUCAGAUUUGUGGAUUCAAGGACUCUAGUGCUGUUCGCAGCCACCCAAGUCAUACUAUUAGCGCUUGUACGAUGCCAAGCCCAAGAAGAUGUCCUGGAUGCAGGGAGCUGCGUGCAGGAUGGGCAGAGAUAUAGUGACAAAGAUGUCUGGAAACCCGAACCCUGCCAAAUCUGUGUAUGUGACACUGGGACUAUCCUAUGCGAUGAGAUAAUCUGCGAGGAAACUAAAGACUGUCCUAAUGCUGAGAUCCCCUUUGGAGAGUGCUGUCCCAUCUGCCCAACUGAGCCGUCCACCACCAGUGAUCGGAAAUUACAAAAGGGACAAAAAGGUGAACCUGGCGAUGUUAAGGAUAUUCUUGGACCAAGAGGACCUCCAGGACCACAGGGUCCUGCUGGUGAACAAGGAAAUAGAGGUGAACGUGGAGACAAGGGUGAAAAAGGUGCUCCUGGACCCCGCGGAAGAGAUGGCGAACCCGGUACUCCUGGAAAUCCAGGACCCCAUGGCCCACCUGGACCUCCCGGACCCCCUGGCCUUGGCGGAAGCUUUGCUGCUCAGAUGACAGGAGGCUUUGAUGAGAAAGCUGGUGGUGCACAGAUGGGUGUUAUGCAAGGACCAAUGGGCCCUAUGGGACCUAGAGGACCUCCUGGACCAUCAGGUUCUUCUGGACCUCAAGGUUUCCAAGGAAAUCCCGGUGAACCUGGUGAAUCUGGUGCUGCUGGCCCUAUGGGUCCCCGUGGUCCUCCUGGCCCUGCUGGAAAGCCUGGUGAUGAUGGUGAAGCUGGAAAACCUGGCAAGUCUGGUGAACGUGGAGCUCCAGGACCUCAGGGUGCUCGUGGAUUCCCCGGAACUCCUGGACUUCCUGGAGUAAAAGGACACAGGGGUUACCCAGGUCUGGAUGGCGGAAAGGGUGAAGCUGGUGCUGCUGGUGCAAAGGGUGAAGGUGGUGCUCCUGGUGAAGCUGGUUCCCCUGGUCCAAUGGGUCCACGUGGUCUGCCUGGUGAGAGAGGACGUCCCGGAUCUUCUGGUGCUGCUGGUGCUCGUGGUAAUGAUGGUCUGCCAGGUCCCGCCGGUCCACCAGGACCUGUUGGCCCAGCUGGAGCUCCCGGAUUCCCAGGUGCCCCUGGCUCAAAGGGUGAAGCUGGUCCCACUGGCGCUCGUGGUCCUGAGGGUGCUCAGGGUUCUCGUGGAGAGUCUGGAACACCUGGAUCACCUGGACCUUCUGGUGCAUCUGGCAACCCUGGUACUGAUGGUAUUCCUGGAGCUAAAGGUUCAACUGGUGGUGCUGGUAUUGCUGGUGCUCCUGGUUUCCCCGGCCCACGUGGUCCUCCCGGGCCACAGGGUGCCACUGGCCCUCUUGGUCCCAAAGGUCAAUCGGGUGACCCCGGUGUUGCAGGUUUCAAGGGCGAACAGGGUCCUAAGGGUGAACUUGGACCUUCAGGUCCUCAGGGUGCUCCUGGUCCAGCUGGAGAAGAAGGUAAAAGAGGUCCCCGUGGUGAGCCUGGCGCAGCUGGUCCUCUUGGUCCUAAUGGUGAAAGAGGUGCUCCCGGAAAUCGUGGUUUCCCUGGUCAAGAUGGGCUUGCUGGUCCCAAGGGUGCUCCUGGUGAUCGUGGUGUCCCUGGUCUUGGUGGUCCAAAAGGAACUAAUGGUGACCCUGGUCGUCCAGGUGAACCUGGUCUCCCAGGUGCUAGAGGUCUUACUGGUCGCCCUGGUGAUGCUGGUCCUCAAGGAAAAGUUGGUCCAACUGGUGCAGGUGGUGAGGAUGGUCGUCCAGGACCUCCUGGCCCACAGGGUGCUCGUGGACAACCUGGUGUCAUGGGUUUCCCUGGACCUAAGGGUGCUAAUGGCGAAUCUGGCAAGCCUGGUGAAAAAGGAUUGGUUGGUGCCCCUGGUCUAAGAGGUCUGCCUGGUAAAGAUGGUGAAACUGGUUCUCAAGGUCCAAAUGGCCCAGCUGGUCCUGCUGGAGAAAGAGGUGAACAAGGUGCUCCCGGUCCUUCUGGCUUCCAGGGUCUUCCUGGACCUCCAGGUCCUCCCGGUGAGGGUGGCAAGCCAGGUGACCAGGGUGUUCCCGGAGAAGCUGGUGCUGCAGGUCUUGUAGGCCCAAGAGGUGAACGUGGUUUCCCAGGUGAACGUGGCUCUUCUGGUCCUCAAGGUCUCCAAGGUCCCCGUGGUAUUCCUGGUACUCCUGGCACUGAUGGUCCUAAGGGUGCUACUGGUCCAAAUGGUCCCAAUGGUGCACAAGGUCCACCUGGUCUCCAAGGUAUGCCUGGUGAAAGAGGAACUGGCGGUAUCCCUGGAGCUAAAGGUGACAGAGGUGACUCUGGUGAGAAAGGCCCAGAAGGUGCUCCUGGAAAAGAUGGCUCUAGAGGUUUGACUGGUCCCAUUGGUCCCUCUGGUCCAUCAGGUCCUAAUGGCGAGAAAGGAGAGUCUGGUCCUCCUGGCCCAUCUGGUAUGGUUGGCACCCGUGGUGCUCCUGGUGAUCGUGGUGAGACUGGCCCACCUGGUCCUGCUGGUUUUGCUGGCCCACCUGGUGCUGAUGGUCAGCCUGGUCUUAAAGGUGAACUGGGAGAGUCUGGCCAGAAGGGUGAUGCUGGUGCCCCAGGUCCUCAAGGUCCAUCUGGUGCUCAUGGUCCUCAGGGUCCAACUGGUGUUACUGGUCCCAAAGGAGCUCGUGGUGCCCAAGGUCCAGCUGGUGCUACCGGAUUCCCUGGUGCUGCAGGCAGAGUUGGUCCACCCGGUUCCAAUGGUAACCCUGGACCUCCUGGUCCUCCUGGAGGUGCUGGCAAAGAUGGACCAAAGGGUGCUCGUGGUGAUGGUGGUCCUCCUGGCCGUGCUGGUGAUCCUGGUUUGCAAGGUGCUGCUGGUACUCCUGGUGAAAAGGGAGAGCCUGGUGAAGAUGGUCCUAAUGGUCCCGAUGGUCCCCCUGGUCCUCAAGGUUUGGCAGGACAGCGUGGUAUUGUUGGUUUGCCUGGUCAGCGUGGUGAAAGAGGUUUCCCUGGUCUUCCUGGACCUUCUGGUGAGCCUGGUAAACAAGGAAGCACAGGAGGUUCUGGGGACCGUGGACCCCCUGGCCCUGUUGGCCCACCUGGUUUGACUGGACCUUCUGGAGAGCCUGGACGUGAAGGAAACCCUGGAUCUGAUGGUCCUCCUGGCCGUGAUGGUUCUACUGGCGUGAAGGGUGACCGAGGUGAGACUGGACCUGUAGGUUCUCCUGGUGCUCCUGGUUCCCCUGGUGCUCCUGGCUCUGUUGGCCCAACUGGAAAACAAGGAGAUAGAGGUGAAGCUGGUCCACAAGGUCCUUUGGGUCCAUCUGGCCCAGCUGGAGCUCGUGGUCUGCCAGGUCCUCAAGGCCCCCGUGGUGAUAAGGGUGAAGCUGGUGAGUCUGGAGAAAGAGGUCAGAAGGGUCACAGAGGUUUCACUGGUCUUCAGGGUCUGCCUGGACCUCCUGGUACUGCUGGUGAUCAAGGUGCCACUGGUCCUGCUGGUCCUUCUGGUCCAAGAGGUCCUCCUGGUCCCACUGGUCCUUCUGGCAAAGAUGGUUCCAACGGUCUGCCUGGUCCAAUUGGUCCACCUGGUCCACGAGGUCGUGGUGGUGAAACUGGUCCUGCUGGUCCUCCUGGUACACCUGGUCCACCUGGUCCUCCCGGUCCUCCUGGCCCUGGUAUUGAUAUGUCUGCAUUUGCUGGCCUGUCUCAGCCUGAGAAAGGACCCGAUCCCCUCCGUUACAUGCGUGCAGAUCAAGCCUCCAGCAAUCUCCGCCAACAUGAUGUUGAGGUUGAUGCCACUCUGAAAUCUCUGAACAGCCAAAUUGAAAGCAUUCGCAGUCCAGACGGAACUAAGAAGAACCCAGCUCGUACCUGCCGUGACCUGAAACUGUGCCAUCCUGAGUGGAAGAGCGGUGAGUACUGGAUUGAUCCCAACCAGGGCUGCACAGUUGAUGCUAUCAAGGUCUUCUGUAACAUGGAAACUGGGGAAUCAUGUGUAAACCCAACUCCAAGCAAGAUCCCAAAGAAGAACUGGUGGACAAGCAAGACCAAGGACAAGAAACACAUCUGGUUCGGAGAAACAAUCAAUGGUGGCUUCCAAUUCAGUUAUGGUGAUGACAGCUCAGCACCCAACACUGCCAGCAUCCAGAUGACCUUCCUACGCCUUCUGUCUAUGGAUGCAUCACAGAACAUCACCUACCACUGCAAGAACAGCAUUGCUUUCAUGGAUGAGGCAUCAGGCAACCUGAAAAAGGCUAUUCUUCUCCAGGGCUCCAAUGAUGUAGAGAUCAGAGCUGAAGGCAGCAGCAGAUUUACAUACAACGCCUUGGAAGAUGGUUGCAAGAAACACACUGGCAAAUGGGGCAAGACAGUUAUUGAAUACAGGACACAGAAAACUUCCCGCCUGCCUAUAGUAGACAUUGCACCUAUGGAUAUUGGUGGAGCUGAUCAGGAAUUUGGUGUUGACAUUGGCCCAGUCUGCUUCUUGUAAAAACCAAAAAGUAAAUAAAAUAAAUAAAAACCCUAAGGACCUGAGUACUUUCCAAUCACUUUUAGGACUUCUGCACUGAAUGGCUGAACCGACCCCAAAUUUCCAUUCAUCCACGCGCUUACAUUUUGGACACUUUUAUUUUGUAUUGCAAGGCCAGAACUGGGCAGACUGCGGAAUAAAAUCACGGUAUUAUUUAUUUAUUGUCUUCCUGUAAGACCUAUGGGUCAGGUGAAAGUGUGACACUAACUGGCAUGGUUGAAGGCUCCCCUAAACUGAUGUACGAAGUGCAGUUUAAAGCAUCCCUCCCCCCCUCACAGUGUAUACCAGCAGAAGUACUGUGUGUCAUUGAAUGAAAUGGUGCUAUUGUUGUAAAAAAGUUUGUAUUUUGUAACAUCAACUGAUAUAAAAAAUAACUUUUUUUGGAAAGUACAAGUUGAUCUGAGCUUUGUUCUUUUUUAUUUUUAUUAUACUGUAGAUAGCAAAGAAAAUUCCAGGAUAUUGAGUUUGUCUGCCCGUUUGUUUUUUAUUUCCAGUACAAGAUGAAGGAAGUUUAGGGCAAAAUCUACAACUUCCCAGGCUUAAGCUACCUCACACUAAGUAAAAAAAAAACUAGAAAGACACAAGUGUAAUUUUGAAGCUGAACUAAACAUACAGUAGAAGCUACGGAAUCAUGGAUGGAAAGAUCAUGAGUCGUUUUACCAAGAUAAGGUGCUUACCUUAUGUUUCUGGGUUCUCCAUUUAGUCGAAGACUAAAGAGACGGAUCAAAGAUCAAGGAUCAUGAUGAAUCAGUGGAGUUGAGAAUGGUAACCUUAAGUGUUGCUGUUUUAUGGUGGAACUUGGAUAAUGCCAAAGUUUAGCAGCUAGAGACAAUAAAAUCAGUAUUGUAGUAGGCAAGUGGAUGAUUUAUUUUAUUCAGGUUAAAGCCAUUCAAAAGUAUUCCUUUGUUGUUUUAUUCUUCCAAAUUGUGUAUGUGAAUUACUGAUCCCUGUAUCCUUUUCCUAAAAAAGAAAACUGGUUUCUCUGCAAAAAUGACAAGGGACAAACAGGUAGGCAUUUCUGGCCCAGAGGGGGUGGGGGAAGCAAAACCAGAACGGAUAAAGAAAUAAUAUGUAUUAUUUUGUAUAUGUAAAAUAGAUUUUUUUUUUAUUUUGCAAUACUGAUUUUCAGCAUGGUAGGCUAGCGAACAUGCCCAACACCAACACUAAUCUUUCUUGUGAAAUAAUUGUCUUACUGUAUCUUAUUUUCUAAUUUUCCCACCCCUCCUACUCUUCCGCAAUAAAGAUAAAAAGCUUUUUCUAUUAAAAAAAAUAAAACACG